This is a messenger RNA of Cephus cinctus (wheat stem sawfly), 1311 nucleotides long. It is a transcript of the gene Mvd, whose product is annotated as diphosphomevalonate decarboxylase. The record is from RefSeq and is a predicted model, not a curated record. Gene Ontology annotation, molecular function: ATP binding; diphosphomevalonate decarboxylase activity. Gene Ontology annotation, cellular component: cytosol. NCBI's taxonomy places the organism in Eukaryota, Metazoa, Arthropoda, Insecta, Hymenoptera, Cephidae. Gene Ontology annotation, biological process: isoprenoid biosynthetic process; isopentenyl diphosphate biosynthetic process, mevalonate pathway. The coding region runs from base 1 to 1176 and encodes 391 amino acids. The transcript is spliced from 9 exons.
AUGAGUAUUGUCACCUGCAUUGCACCUGUUAAUAUCGCUGUGAUCAAAUACUGGGGGAAACGUGAUGAAAACUUAAUAUUACCGGUUAAUGAUUCAAUUAGCGCGACUCUGGAUACAGAACACUUAUGUGCAAGGACAACUAUAAUGGCCAGUCCAGAAUUUAAAGAAGAUCGUAUAUGGCUCAAUGGAAAGGAACAAUCCAUAAACAACAAGAGAUUACAAAACUGCCUGAUAGGGAUGCGAAAGCGGGCGCAAAUUUCAAAUGACAUGGAAUGUUGGAAAAUUCAUAUCUGUUCAGAAAACAAUUUUCCUACUGCAGCUGGUUUAGCAUCUAGUGCUGCAGGCUAUGCAUGUCUCGUUGCAGCUUUAGCUAAAUUGUACAAAGUAGAGGGUGACAUUAGUGCAGUAGCUAGAUCAGGUUCUGGAUCAGCAUGUCGUAGUAUGAUGGGAGGAUUUGUAAGGUGGCACAUGGGCUCCGAUCCAAAAGGCAGUGAUAGUUUAGCUAAACAAAUUGUUUCACCUUCCCAUUGGCCAGAAAUGAGAGUUCUGGUAUUAGUCGUGAAUGAUGGUCGUAAAAAGGUUUCCAGUGCACUUGGAAUGAAGAGAUCUAUUGAAACUUCAGAACUACUGAAGUAUAGAGCGGAACAUGUGGUACCAAGGAGAGCGAAUGAAAUGAACGAAGCAAUUCUUCAAAAAAAUUUUGAAAAGUUUGCUGAAUUAACUAUCAAAGAUUCUAAUCAAAUGCAUGCAGUAUGCCAGGAUACAUAUCCUCCAUGUCAUUACAUGAACGAUGUAUCCUUUACUUUAGUGAAUUUAGCACAUUCGUACAAUUCAGCUGCAAAUGAAAUUAAGGUGGCAUAUACAUGCGAUGCUGGUCCAAAUGUUACAGUAUACAUAUUAGAAAAAAAUGUAGCAGAAUUUAUUAGUAUUCUGGACUUUUAUAUCCCACCUGCAGAUGACUUAACUGUUGAAUAUAGAAAAGGAAUUCCUAUUCAGCUCAUUUCUCCUAAGCAGGAUCUUAUAGAAAAAAUUAAUCUUGAGAAACAAGUGCCUGGGUUAUUGAAGUACAUUAUUCAUACAAGAGUUGGUGAUGGACCAAAAUAUCUUAGUGAUCAAAAAGAUCAUCUUCUCGACACUAAAAUGGGAUUACCUAUUAGAUCAUUGACACAUCAAUGACAAAUGUUAUUAAAUACCUUCUGAAACCGGGAUAAAUGCAUAAUAAAAUUUAAAUAUUUUUCAAGAUAUAAUUAUUUUGUCUACUUUUAGAAAUAUAUAAUAAAAACAAUAAUCAAUAAACAAGUAUGACAAUGA